AUGGCAGGCUAGGAGGAGCGGGCCUGAUUCUGCGCUGUCCGUGCAGGGAUGUCAGCAGGGCACAGGAGUCCUGCGGGAUCUCUGUCCUGGAGAGAGUUAGCUGCCCUGCACGCCACGUGAUGGAAUCACUCCCAUGCACGGGCCCAGGGCCAGACCUGUGAACUGCUCGUCCCAGAGGAUGCUCCAUGCAUUUCCUGGAACAGGAUCUUCAUAAGGUGUCGGGGGGGACUUCAGAGCCCCAUAGCCUGACUUGCUCAUAGGGAUUAAUGGCUGCUCCUGCACACCCUCUCCUCUCCUGCAGCUUGCAAUUCUGCCUCCCUCUCUGGGCCAGUCCCGCCAUCUUCCCGGCAUCCAGGCACUUUCCUUUGGAGAAAAGUUGGGAGAAGUGGUGAGCAUGUCAUGAGGUCACACAGGAAAUGUGUCAGAGACCGUUAAGGAGAUGAGGGCGAACGGAGAAACAGUUGAGGCAAAGGUCUUUUUUUUUAUUAGGGAAGGCUGGCAGGUUCCAGGAAGGCUGAUUCCUUGCAUGGCAGGUACUAGUUAAUGCAGAUAAGACUCCCGUGCCAUCUUGGAGGUGUUGCUAAAUCCACAUCCCAGGUGCUGUCUGCUGCUUUUAACCCUUUGUUGCCUCCUACAAGAGCAAAAAGUCAGGGUGGAGCUGAAUCUUUUAGCAGCUGCUGAGAAUUAGACGCUGCUCCCCGUAACCUGCAGCUUCCCCCAAACCCUCUCUUGAGCCCUGUCUCAAGUCCUGGAGCCUUGGGCUGUCUUUAAGUGUACGGGUGUCAUCCUCCUUGACGCCCCUCCCUGCUCUUUUCCAGUAGCAAAGGCAGAAUGGGGCAAAUCAAAGGGGCAUUGGGCUGGAAAGCAGAAGGAAUCUGGGCAGCAGCACUCUUGAUACUGGAGAGGAUGGUCCAAGGCACUUGGACCCCAGCAGACACUGGCAGUGAGCUAUCUUGGGCGUUCACUUGGUUUACAGGAGUUGGAGGUUAGGGUGCUCGCCGGGAAGGAGGUUGGGGGCUGGCAGCAUGCUGACAGGGAUGUAGCUGCCGGUCCCAGAUGUGCGCAUGUGCAAAAGGGCUGCUGUGUUCCAUGUUGCAAAAGAAGAAAGCACUGCAAGAAACUAUAUUGAGAAGGAAACCGAAAAUGAAAGUUCCUCUUAAAUGAUGGCCACAGUCGCAGCCUGCUGCUUCCUACGGGUUUGGCAGACGGCAAAUGUGAAGAAUCACUUGAGUCAGCUGCUUCUCUGGCACUGGACUCCUGUGCUCACCAGCCGUCCUUCAUACCGAGCAGCCAGGUUUGCAUCAGAAUUUCCCUGUUAUCUGUGGCUGAGCUCUGGGUCAGAGGCAGCGGAUUGAUGUGAAACACAGUCGGUUGCACCGAUAGACCAAACUCUAAAACUCCAGAGGCAGCUGAACUCUUUGGCUGGAUGCGUCCGCAUCCUCCCCAGUGCUCAGCACAUCCUCUGGGUGUAGCAGCAUGGGGUACAGUAGAAAUUCAUACUGCUUCGCUUACCCACGAACUCCAGAGAGCCACUCCAAGGCUGGUCUUGCUUCCUCUUGAAAGACACAGAGGCCUUCCUAGGCAAGGUGGGCUGCAGCUGUAGCCUUGCUACGCGCCCGAGGAGGGGCUGGGGAUGGCAGCGGAGGAAGCACGGGAGGGUUUCCUCUGGGGAGGAGGGGACGGGGGCAACGUGCAUCCGCUCCAAGCGCUCCCUGAGCUGUCUCCAUCACGUCCCGGAGCAGAGAAGAGCAAGGAGAGGAGCAGCUCUGGAGCCUGGGUCUCUGCUGAACUGGGCAAGUGGGAGCCAGCUCUCCUCCCAACUUUACCCUCAGUCUCAACUGCUGAUCCUCAUUGCGUUUUCAGCUUUUCUGUGGAUGGGGAUGUUUGAGGUUGGGGAGGAAAAGGGAAAUCCUGUCCUCGGAGGCGUGUAGGAAAAAACAGCAUCUCCGUCUGCGUGUCACUGCUGCUCAGGGUCCCUGAAUGCAGCUAUGCAAAGACACGAUGGCUUUCUAAGCCAGGCUGAUAAGCUUUGCAUUUCCAGCCCCCCAUCCCCACCUUGACUGCAGGCCGUACUUCACAUUACUGCUUGUGGUCUCAAUUUAUUUUCCCUUUUGAAUAACCUUCAGUGUGAGGUUGUAAGCUCGGACCACGUGUUGCACUUCUAAUCUUGACAUAGGUGGUUAUUUAUCCAUGACCAGCACUUUGUUAAAUUUUUGCCCAGGAUACAACUGAAACUUCUGGGUGCUGAUGUGUCUUCAUGAAUUUAGACCUGGUGCAAAUCAGAAAACCCACCGGUUCAGCCCUGUAGAAGUCUGGCUUGGGAACAUGUACUGGCAUGCCAAACAGCAGGCUAGGACCUGCAGUGAUCUCUCUCUAACCCUGACGGUAACCGCAUGGCCUCACUUCCUUCUCUGCAAAAACCAGAGGGUGAGGUCAGUGCGAUGAGCAGAAGGGUAAAGGAGCUGCCAUGAGCCCUGAACUACAGAACUGGGCUUAGGAUACCUGUGAAGUUCAGGGGCGAUAUGAACCACGCGUUUGGUUCUCACUUAAUUUUCUUAUUCUGAGAGGAGCUCAGAGUAAGAAACAUAAAGAACGGGGGGAAUUAGAGCCUCUGGAUUUAGGAAAAGAGAGCUCAUCUCUUGUAGAAGUAGUGGAAAACAAGCCGGAGGUGCUUGCCAGGAGAUGUCGGCACUGUCGCUGCAGCUCCGCGUGGGAGCCACGGCAGCUCGGUGUGGUUGCAGGUCGGUUUGCUCUUGCCGCGCUCUGAACCGUCGUGGUUGCAGGUGGGGGUAGCAGCAGCAGCAGCAUUUCGGGCAGCAGCAGAGCCCCACGACUCAGCUCCCAGACACGUUCCUCCGGGUGCAGCCAGGGAGUCGUAGAACCCUUUGUGCCGUGAUUUUUUUGCAUUCAUCCCAGCGUGAAGCCACUGCAGAUGCAGCUGUUGUCUGGGCUGAGUAAGAGCCGGUGCAGCCCGUGGCACUUGCUGAGUGGGUCAGAGGAGAGCUGGGCUCGUUUCCAGCAAGGGUGGGGAGGUGGCGAAGCGGGGUAGGGAGUUGGGUGACUUCUCUCUUCUGGCAUAUGACUGUCCGCAAACGUGUUACUGAGAAGAGGCAGGAAGAGAGGAAAAAAAUCUAGCCAAGGGACUUGGUGUGGCCAGGAAUCACGGAGCAAGUGUGCCGGGAAGGGAGGAGCCAGGUCGCUGGCAGAGAUAAAAGCAGGCAGCGUUGCUCUUCUGAGCACUUGGCUCAGCCGGAGGGGCUUCCUAAGGCUGGCCUGGGAGCUGUGUAAGGGAGCAAGAGGCCGCCAGGCUCCCGGGUCCCUUCUGGCUGCUCAUAACCUGGUUCGCUUACUGUCUCUUGUCAUUCCAGGUAAAGCCGAUACUCCCAAGCAUCUCUCUGCAAUGGCCUCAGGGAACGACGGUGACCCACCGAGGGCCCACAGACGCCGGGGAAGCAACAGGCGCAGGCUGUCACAAGAGCUCAACUCAGAAGACCAGGUGGUGGAGGAGACGGAGGAGGUGUUUCGGAGUUAUGCCUUCUACCGCUACCAACAGGAGAGAGAGGAGAGAGGGGAGGAGGUGCCCAUGGACCCAGAGAUUGUAGAGAUCCAGCAGGAGCUGGGCAGCACCGGGAGCCUGGUAGGAAGGCGCCUGGCCAUCAUCGGUGACGACAUUAAUAAGCGGUACGAUGCGGAGUUUCGCUACAUGCUGAAAUCCUUGCAGCCCACCAAGGAGAACGUCUAUGAGCACUUCACCAGAAUAGCCUCCAGCUUGUUCGAGAGCGGCAUUAACUGGGGCCGGGUGAUUGCGCUGCUGGGUUUCGGCUACCGCAUGGCCAUCCACGUCUACCAGCACGGCACAAGGGGUUUCCUCUACUGGAUCACCCGCUACGUCUCGGAGUUCAUGCUCCGCAACCGCAUCGCCCAGUGGAUCGCCCAGCAGGGAGGAUGGGUGGCUGCACUCGAGCUGGACAAUGUUUACAUGAAGUACAUGCUGGUGGUGGUGGCCCUGGUCAUGGUGGGGCAUUUAGUGGUACGACGCUUCUUCAGGCCCUAACUGACGUGGGGGCAGAGGCUGGGGGGGUCCGGCCAAGCUCUCUCUCAAAUCUCUGCUCUGCGUUGACGUCUCCCAAGAGAGGGGGAAAUUCGAGGAACCUCCAAGAGAGAGAGCAGCUUGGACCUGUGACCCUCCCACCACGGGGCCCAGGGUCUCUGCCAUCUAUGCAGACACCACCAGGAGCUAUGGGGAGAAGAACUGGGGGAAAGGCUCAACUUUGUUGCCUGUUUUAUGCCUCACUUAACUGCUGAGGACACUGUGAUGGUCCUAGCACGCAGCAGCGAGGCAGAACAGGCUCCUCUGGAGUCAAGAGUCCGAGGGAACAAAUGUGUUGUGAUAAUGCCAGCACGUAUGUGUGUGUGUGAGUGCGUGGGUCUUGUCCGCUCCGUGGGGCAGGUGCAGAGCUCCCCAUUUGCUAAUGGCUCUAGCCCAGACCAUCACCACAUUUGAGGAGGGAUUGCAGCCUUGGUUGCUGCAAUUGUUGUAAGUCACUGGAGGGGCAAGCCAACAUUGGCCCAUGCGGGGCUUGCUUUCACCUUCCCUCUGAUCCUGAGCCCAAGUUCUUGAGCAUUCUCUUUCCUUUUAACAAGCAUCCCUACCCCUUUUUAAAGAAACACACAGACUACCUGUCCUCUGACAGUCGAUGGAAACAUCUGGCAGCACCGGCAGGCAGGUUUUUCCCUGCCGCAGCCCGAACCUGGAGACCUGCAGUUCUCCUGUGGCUGAUGCAGGUGCUGAGGUGCAGCCUCACCGCCCUCCGUGAGCUCCAAGGCUGCGUACCAGCAGACCUAGGAAGCACCAGCAGGUUUCCAAACACUAAAAAGCUGUGGGGUUACUAGUGGUCGGUGUAGGCAGCCUGCCUGCCUUCCGUCCAGUUCUGCUGGAGGCUUCCAUUCAGUAGACUUGGAUGCUGGCAAACAAGCAGCCCAAGUGAGACCAGUUGGUCUCCCUUGCUCUCAGUGGGAGGCACUGGAGUUGCAUCCCAUCCCCACGUCAGCUCUUUGCUUUCUGAGCUCAGCUGGGCAGGAUGAGUGCAGGCAUGCCCUGGUUAAGCCCAGGGCUGGAGUGUUUUAUAGCAGCCCAGAGAGCAGGACCCAGCGUCUUUGGGAAGUGACUUCAGCUUGUUCUGUUCAUGACUAAUGCUUGAGCAUGAUUUUUGGGGGAGGGAGGGAAGCAAGCUCCGCUCUCCCAUCCCAAAUCUUUCUGACUUCUAUAAAAUAGGGAGAGCGUCCCAGCGUGGACCGCAUGGUUUAGCUCUGUUCUUUUUACUCCAGGUGACACUGUAAGGCUUGAAACUGUGACUGGCCCUUGGCUGAGCCAAACUCACCCUACCUAUUCCAGCAUCACCCAUCUCCUAGAGCAGGUCAGCCAGCUGGGGGAGGGAGCCGGAGGGACCUCGGAGGUAGGAAAUGAGCAGUGGUCCUCGGUCUGGGCUCCUCUCCUAAUGCAGACAGAGCCCUUCUGGGCUGGAGCCUGGGACAACGGGAGUCACAGUAUCGUAGCCCUAAAGAGGCUGAGCCUCCUGCCCUCUGGGGCCUUUCCGCGGUGGCUGGAGCGGGGAACUUGCCUGGUAUUGCUACCGCAAAACGGGCUGAGUGACCACAACUGACAGCGCUCCCACUCACCCCUGCGGCAUGGGGAUCGCCAGACUGGGGCAGAGCCCGGCUCACCUGCAGUCUGCCUGGUGUCACCCGCUGCGGGGACCACCGUGAGAGCCCAACGGGGGUCAGGGAGACCUUCAGAGCAGCCCAUCUGCCCCACUGUAACAAAGGCGUUCCGGACAGACAGCUGUCUAACCUGUUUUUAAAACCCUCCAGUAUUGCCUCCCCCAUAUCACUGAUUCUUACCUUAAUCUUUACCUUCAGAUAGAUUUCUUCCCCACGCCCCCAAUGCCUAUCCCUCACUGCAGUUUAAGCUUGUUACUACACGUCCUGUCCAAGCACAGAGACAGGACACCUUGCAUCCUUUCUCCUUGCAGCUGCAGAGGCUUAGCAGGACCAGCCAUAAUUUUAUAACACUUACGUCCCUCAUGUUCCUGCCUCUUUUAACAUAAGAAUAGCAAACUUCUCAGCCUAUUUCCAUAUCAGGGUCUUUCUGUGCUUAUCAUUUUGACCCUGACUGUUUCUGCAGUAUCCCUUUCCCUGGUGGAAUGCCCUGGACUGUGCUUAAUAGAAAGCAUUAAAAUAUUUGCUAUAAUAUUCCUCUUCUAUAUCUCUCUGUUUUGGUUGCUUUAUUUGUUUUAUCUGUGCUGAGCAGCACAAAUCCCCAGUGGAUUUUCCAUGCUCAGGUUUUGCGGCCAUGCUGACUCUUUGAGCAGCUGAAUGCCCACCGAGCUCGUUUGUCCCCUUGCAAAUGUAUUUAUUGCUUUGCAUUUAUCCACACGCAACUUCAUUUACCAUCGUGCCACCUGGUCACCCGUUUUGAGGAGAUCUGGAGAUUUCCUCAAGAUCUCAAGAGUCCUCUUUGGUGUGAACCAGUCUAACCAACUUAGUAUCAUCUGCAGUUUCCCAUCCCCACUCCUUACCUUC
Messenger RNA from Haliaeetus leucocephalus (bald eagle), 6582 nucleotides. RefSeq names its product BCL2-antagonist/killer 1 (gene BAK1). Gene Ontology annotation, molecular function: protein heterodimerization activity; protein homodimerization activity. The coding region runs from base 3401 to 4054 and encodes 217 amino acids. Gene Ontology annotation, cellular component: mitochondrial outer membrane. The record is from RefSeq and is a predicted model, not a curated record. The transcript has 5 exons. Gene Ontology annotation, biological process: extrinsic apoptotic signaling pathway in absence of ligand; regulation of apoptotic process; intrinsic apoptotic signaling pathway in response to DNA damage. Lineage: Eukaryota; Metazoa; Chordata; Aves; Accipitriformes; Accipitridae.